Messenger RNA from Gongylonema pulchrum, 204 nucleotides. NCBI's taxonomy places the organism in Eukaryota, Metazoa, Nematoda, Chromadorea, Rhabditida, Gongylonematidae. The record is from the annotation of a GenBank genome assembly.
AUGGAAGGAGAAGGAAAGAUGGCGAAGAGUCAGCGUGAGCGACUACGAGCAUUUGGCUUUAGGGGUUACGAGCCACUGGCGCAGAUUGAGAGUCCGAUUCCGCCGAGCUACGUGGUGCGUGAAACAAGCGAUGGAAGGCUGGUCGGUGCAUACUUUAGUAUUCGUGUGAAUUCUCUGCGAACUUCAACAGUACUGUCGUAUUGA